AUGCGGAAGAAUCUGAAUCCACAUUUUCUCAAGAAUUUUCUCUCUCUACUCUCCCUCUCUCUCUCUCUCUCUCUCUCUCUCUCUCUAUAUUAUCCACAAUCUCAAUUCGAUUUGGCCUCUCCUUAAAACUACCAGAUUUUUGUUGAUUGGAUCAUUGGAGAGCGAAAGGGAGGGAUGGAAAUUAAGUAAUAUAUUUUAAUUUUCUGAAGGAUUUUGAUUUUUGUGAGGCAGAGAGCGCAGAACAGAGUAUCCGUACAAGCAAGGAAACCAUUUGGUUGUCUAUCUGAAACACUUGAACACUGCCAGCACUUCAAAUUCAAUGGCUCUUCUUCAGCUCAUUCCGUCUUCUUCGUGUUCUUCUUCUUCUUCGUCUCUAUCCCAUAAACCCAUUUUAAACCCCAAUACCAUUUCCUCUACCUUAAGCUCCAGCCCUAGAUUCUUUUCUCCGGCUGUAGCCCUUCGCCACCGCCGCCACAAGUCCAAUACGCUCAAGUGUUCUGCUUCGUCUUUCCCGGAAAAACAUCACACUGGCUCUCCGAAAUCUGAUGAUGUCGUCGAGCUUCCGCUAUUUCCUCUUCCUCUUGUUCUCUUCCCUGGAGCUAUUCUUCCUUUGCAGAUCUUUGAGUUUCGCUACCGGAUGAUGAUGCACACUCUGCUCCAAACCGAUCUUCGAUUCGGAGUUAUUUAUACGGAUGCUGUUUCCGGAACGACGGAUGUUGGAUGCGUUGGUGAGGUUGUCAAACAUGAGCGACUCGUUGACGAUCGAUUCUUCCUUAUCUGUAAGGGGCAAGAGCGGUUCAGAGUUACUAAUCUUGUUCGGACCAAACCGUACCUCGUCGCCGAAGUUACGUGGCUCGAGGACCGCCCGUCCAGCAGUGGAGAAGAGGAUUUGGAUGCCUUGGCAAACGAGGUGGAAUCGUAUAUGAAGGACGUGAUUCGAUUGUCGAACCGGCUGAGUGGGAAGCCGGAGAAAGAGGUUCAGGAUUUGAGAAGGAAUUUAUUCCCGACUCCUUUCUCGUUCUUCGUCGGAAGUACUUUCGAAGGUGCGCCGAGAGAGCAGCAGGCGUUGCUCGAAUUGGAGGAUACGGCGGCGAGGUUGAAAAGGGAGAAGGAGACAUUGAGAAACACUCUUAAUUACUUGACUGCCGCUUCUGCUGUUAAGGAUGUGUUCCCGUCCAACAGUUAAAAAGCAAGUCUCUGAGAAAUGUCUGUGGAAACUGGAACGAGAUGAAGCUAUAUUGUUGAAGUACAAGGAAGCAAGUUGAAGGUCUAUGGCUCUCAAAGCUAAACAUCUCAAAAUAUUCCCACUAAGAUCAGAUUCAGAUCUUAUUCUUCGAAUGUAUGGAAGGAUUUGUUAUGCUUGUGAUAGCUAAAUUAGCCUUCUUUUGUUGGGU
This is a messenger RNA of Cucurbita maxima (winter squash), 1394 nucleotides long. Its product is annotated as lon protease 2-like. The record is from RefSeq and is a predicted model, not a curated record. Lineage: Eukaryota; Viridiplantae; Streptophyta; Magnoliopsida; Cucurbitales; Cucurbitaceae. The coding region runs from base 320 to 1186 and encodes 288 amino acids. The transcript is spliced from 2 exons.